This is a messenger RNA of Drosophila ananassae, 3026 nucleotides long. RefSeq names its product cytosolic 10-formyltetrahydrofolate dehydrogenase. Gene Ontology annotation, biological process: 10-formyltetrahydrofolate catabolic process; one-carbon metabolic process; biosynthetic process. The transcript is spliced from 3 exons. The record is from RefSeq and is a predicted model, not a curated record. The coding region runs from base 154 to 2895 and encodes 913 amino acids. Gene Ontology annotation, cellular component: cytoplasm. Gene Ontology annotation, molecular function: aldehyde dehydrogenase (NAD+) activity; formyltetrahydrofolate dehydrogenase activity. Lineage: Eukaryota; Metazoa; Arthropoda; Insecta; Diptera; Drosophilidae.
CAGUUUAUAGUUGACCGGCUCUGGAACUACUUGCCAAGUACAUUAAAAGAAAAAGUUUAUUACCAGAAUUGCUUGGAUUAGAACUGCUCGUUGCAGAUUAGAAAAAGUCAACUUGAAAGUGUUUGUGACAAAAGUGCUUGAGUGUCAAUUAACAUGGCUCAAAAACUGCGUAUUGCCAUUAUUGGCCAAAGCAAUUUUGCGGCAGACGUCUUGGAGCUGCUCCUGGAGCGCUCCAAUAUUGAGAUUGUUGGGGUCUUCACAAUUCCGGACAAAGGAAGUCGAGAGGACAUUCUGGCCACCACAGCCACCGCUCACAAGAUUCCUGUUUUCAAGUUCGCCAGUUGGCGUCGCAAAGGAGUUACCGUGCCAGAGGUAUUGGAGCAGUACAAAACAGUGGGAGCUACUCUGAAUGUGCUGCCCUACUGCUCCCAGUUUAUUCCCAUGGAGGUUAUCGAUGGAGCGCCCCUAGGAAGCAUCUGUUAUCAUCCGUCCAUUUUGCCGCGUCAUCGAGGAGCCAGCGCCAUUUCCUGGACACUGAUCGAGGGCGACGAGGUGGCCGGCUUCAGCAUUUUCUGGGCCGACGACGGCCUGGACACGGGACCGCUUCUUCUCACCCGUCAGACCAACCUGGAGCCCACGGAUACCCUGGACACCAUCUACAAACGUUUCCUUUACCCCGAGGGCGUCAAAGCUAUGGGAGUUGCCGUCGAUAUGGUAGCCAAUGGAUCUGCCCCCAAAAUAACACAGACAGAGGUGGGUGCUACCUACGAUCCGGCCAUGUUCAAAGCGGAGAACCAGGUGCUCAAUCUUCAACAAUCUGCCGAGCGUAUAUGGAACUUUGUGCGAGGACUGGACUCGGUUCCCGGAGCCAUAGUCACAGUGAUUCAGCCGGACGGCACCGAAGAAGAGAUUCGACUCUUUGGAGCUCACCUGUACUCCGCCGGCCCAGUUUCCGGCGGCCAGGCCCUGCGCCUCAAGGGCCUCAACAAGCCGGCAUGGAUCCACAGUGCCGGUCUCCUCAUCGAGGGUACGGACGGUGCCUUCGUCAACGUCCGCCGUGUAAAGCGCGGCUCCAAAGUCAUCAAUGCCAGCCAGUGGUUCCAACAAGGCCAACAGCAACCCAUUACCGACUUCAGUGAGGACGAGUUGGCCAAGAAGGCGCAACUGACCGGAAUCUGGCAGGCCAUAAUCAAGCAACAGAUCGAGCCAUCGACGGAUUUCUUUGCAGCCGGCGCAGGAUCUAUGGAUGUGGUACGUUUGGUGGAGGAGGUGAAGGAUGCCUUUGACGUGCCCCUGGAGAACGAGCAGGUGUUUAUGGCCCCCGUGUUUGAAGAGUUCUUCGACCUGCUGGUUAGGACUCUACGCCAGGGAAGUGGCGGUGGAGAUGGUCAGCAAUUGGCCUACGAAGGCUUCACUCUGAAAGCCAACAAGCGCGAGAUCCGAGUUCCAACCCAGCUCUUCAUCAACGGUGAGUUCGUGGACGCUGAGAAACGUGCCACCCUGGACAUUGUGAACCCCACCGAUGAGGAAGUACUCUGCCAGGUGGCUUGUGCAUCGGCCAACGAUGUCGACAAGGCAGUGCAGGCUGCUCACAGUGCCUUCUAUGGAUCGUGGAAGCAAAUCUCGCCCAGACAGCGAGGCCAGCUAAUGCUCAACCUGGCCGAUUUAAUGGAGAAGCACAAGGAGGAACUGGCCACUAUUGAAUCGGUCGACUCGGGAGCAGUGUAUACUCUGGCCCUCAAGACCCACAUCGGCAUGUCCAUAGAUGCCUGGCGGUACUUUGCCGGCUGGUGCGACAAGAUCCAGGGAAACACGAUCCCCGUCAACCCGGCCAGACCCAACAACGUCCUGACCUUCACUCGCAAAGAACCCAUCGGCGUCUGCGGUCUGGUGACACCAUGGAACUAUCCUUUAAUGAUGCUUUCCUGGAAAAUGGCUGCCUGCAUUGCGGCCGGAAACACAUGUCUCAUUAAGCCCGCCCAGACUUGCCCCCUGACUGCUCUCAAAUUUGCCGAAUUGACAGUCCGAGCAGGAUUCCCUCCAGGUGUAAUAAACGUCCUGCCUGGCAAGGGAUCCGAAGCUGGUCAGGCAGUGGCCGAUCAUCAACUUGUACGGAAACUGGGCUUCACCGGAUCCACGCCCGUCGGCAAGCACAUUAUGAAGUCCUGCGCGGAUUCAAACCUCAAGAAGUGCUCGCUGGAGCUGGGCGGCAAGAGUCCGCUGAUAAUCUUCGCCGACUGUGAUCUGGACAAGGCCGUCAAGCACGGCAUGUCUUCGGUGUUCUUCAACAAGGGAGAGAACUGCAUCGCUGCCGGACGUCUUUUCGUUGAAGAUCGUAUUCACGAUGAGUUUGUACGACGUGUCGUCAAGGACUUGCGUUCGAUGACCAUUGGGGAUCCACUUAACCGGUCCACUGCCCACGGACCCCAGAACCACAAGGCCCACUUCGACAAGCUCCUGGAGUUCUCUCAAAGGGGCGUGGCCGAGGGUGCCACGCUGGUCUACGGCGGUGGCCGUGUUCCGAAUCUCAAGGGAUACUUCUUUACGCCCACGGUGUUUACAAACGUGACGGACGACAUGUUCAUUGCCCAGGAGGAAUCCUUUGGCCCAAUCAUGAUAAUCUCAAAGUUCAACGGCAGCGAUGUGGAUUCUGUGAUGCAGCGCGCCAAUCGCACUGAGUACGGCCUGGCCAGCGGAGUCUUCACCCAGGACAUUAACAAAGCCCUCAGCUUUGCCGAUCGCAUCGAAGCCGGAACUGUGUUCAUCAAUGUUUACAACAAGACCGACGUGGCUGCUCCCUUCGGAGGCUUCAAGCAGAGCGGAUAUGGCAAGGACUUGGGUCAGGAGGCCCUUAAUGAUUAUCUGAAGACGAAGUGUGUUACCAUAGAAUACUAAAGAGUCCUGUUUGAAUCUGAGAUUACCAUGACCCUCCAGGAAAAGACUUAAUACUUUGCAAAGCAUUUAGUAAUCUACUCAAUAAUAUUAUAUUAUACAUGCCAUAUAAAUAAACAAUAUUUAAUAUUUAA